CGGCCCCAGCCCCGAGGCGUCCCCGAGACCCGCGGCGCACGGCGACAUGGCUGGCGGCCACCGCCUCCUGCUGGAGAACGCGCAACAAGUGGUGCUCGUGUGCGCCCGCGGCGAGCGUUUCCUGGCGCGGGAUGCCCUGCGCAGCCUGGCGGUGCUGGAAGGGGCCAGCCUGGUGGUCGGCUCGGAUGGAGUUAUAAAAGCCAUUGGUCCUGCCGAUGCUAUCAGAAGACAGUUUUCUGAUGCAACCUUUGAAGAAAGAAUUGACUGUUCUGGGAAAUGCAUCUUGCCAGGGUUGGUGGAUGCACACACACAUCCAGUAUGGGCUGGCGAAAGAGUUCACGAGUUUGCAAUGAAGUUGGCAGGAGCCACGUACAUGGAGAUCCACCAGGCUGGUGGUGGCAUCAACUUCACGGUGGAGCGCACACGACAGGCAUCGGAGGAGGAGCUGUUCGGCACCUUCCAGCAGCGCCUGGGAUGCAUGCUGAGCGCCGGCACCACGCUGGUGGAGUGCAAGAGCGGCUACGGCCUCAACCUGGACACUGAGCUCAAGAUGCUGCGCGUGAUUGAGCGUGCCCGGCGCCAGCUGGACAUCGGCAUCUCGUCCACCUACUGCGGGGCGCAUUCAGUGCCAAAAGGAAAAACUGCCACUGAAGCUGCUGAUGACAUAGUCCAUAACCAUCUCCCAAAGCUGAAGGAACUUAGCCGAAAAGGGGAGCUACACGUGGACAAUAUAGACGUGUUCUGCGAAAAGGGCGUCUUUGAUCUCGAUUCCACUAGGCGGAUUCUUCAAACUGGAAAAGAGAUGGGACUGCAGAUCAAUUUCCAUGGGGAUGAACUCCACCCGAUGAAGGCUGCUGAGCUCGGGGCUGAACUGGGAGCUCAGGCCAUAAGUCACCUGGAAGAAGUGAGUGACGAAGGCAUCGCUGCCAUGGCAAGAGCUCAGUGCUCCGCCGUCCUUCUGCCCACUACGGCCUACAUGCUGAGACUCACACAACCUCGAGCGAGGAAAAUGUUGGAUGAAGGUGUGAUUGUGGCUCUGGGCAGUGAUUUCAACCCUAAUGCUUAUUGCUUUUCAAUGCCCAUGGUGAUGCACCUGGCCUGUGUGAACAUGAAAAUGUCCAUGCCUGAAGCCUUGGCUGCUGCCACCAUCAAUGCAGCUUACGCACUGGGGAAGUCGCACACACAUGGAUCUCUGGAAGUUGGCAAGCAGGGAGAUCUCAUUAUCAUCAAUGCAUCUAGAUGGGAGCAUCUGAUUUACCAGUUUGGAGGCCAUCACCAAUUAAUUGAAUAUGUUAUAAUUAAAGGAAAAAUCGCUUAUAAAAAGUGAUCAAGAUAUGAAAGGAAAGAGAAGACCCUUUGACUACAUAAAAGUUAUAUUAAAAAUGAAAAUAGCUUAGCAGUUUCUCAGAAUGAUGUCACUCAUACACAAAUAUUUCAGUGUUGUAUUACCCUGCUUGAAAAACUAUAUGCACUUGGAUAUGUAAACUGAUAAAACAAUUGUGAUGCAAUUCUCAAAAUAUUAAAAUUUUCCACAAAUAUUUGAUACAAAUGUUCUGAAAAUCACUAUGAUGGGGCAAUUCUAAAGGACCUUGGUGAGGAAAGCAAUUAGAUGUGGCUUAGAGUUUCCAAUUUAUUGCUGCUUUUCAAAAAAUUUUAAAAGCAUUUUAGUAGAAUUUUAGUAAAAAUUGAGGGAGGGGCCAUCUGAGCAAUAGGCCACCAAGAAAGCUACCAUGUAGCUUCUGUAUAAGAAAACUAGCUUUUCCUUUCCCCAAGUUUGACUUUCUAGACAUUCUUUGAAUGCAUGAGGGAGCUGGGAUGGAGCAUGUCUCAAUUCUGUCCUGACCACAGAGGUCACUGCAAAGUCCCAGCUCUAGCCAUUUCAGCCAGGGUCUGCGGGCACUUCCUGUAUGUAUGUUCUCCAAAUUCCAGGACUUUUUUUUUUUUCUUUUAAAAGAAAGUUGUGACCCAAAAAGCAAAAAAAAAAUUUUUUUUAAUUUAAAAACAUAAAAGAAAGUUGUUUGUUUUUGAUUCCCUGUAAGUAUACUAAUAAGCCCACUUUAUAGCUCUUGGUAAAUAUUUGCUCUCUCUAUUGUUGCUCCUUAGCCCAGAGAGUGGCACUGGGUCUAUUAGCGCAUUUGAGCAAGUGGAUAAGUAACAGAAUUAUUCAUACAGGAAGAAUGACUGGAGGUCAGGGAUGUGAUUCAAGGACAGAUGCGUGAUAUGCAGAAGGCUCUGGGUUUUACUACCCCAAAAAAGGAGUGAAUGCUUGUUUAUGUAAAUUCAUUUUUCUAGAGCCAUGUGAGUUUACUUGAAACAUAUGUGAACAUUUUAAAGAUCUUCAUCACCAUCAACUUUGUCCCAUUUAUGAAAAAGAGACUUGAGAAAUAAACAGAACUAUCAACGUGUCACCAGUUUCACGUGAAUGAGGUCUAAAUCAAUGAGACUGCACUGUAUUUGGAAUAAA
Molecule: messenger RNA, 2464 nt
Organism: Sorex fumeus (smoky shrew)
Lineage: Eukaryota; Metazoa; Chordata; Mammalia; Eulipotyphla; Soricidae
Gene: AMDHD1
Product: amidohydrolase domain containing 1
Exons: 9
Coding region: 47-1327 (426 amino acids)
Cellular component (GO): cytoplasm
Molecular function (GO): imidazolonepropionase activity
Source: RefSeq, a predicted model, not a curated record